AUUCGCGGGGUCGCCUGUGUUUGGAACGUCGUGAGCUUUCUGCAAUGUGAUGACGCGCGGCGGAUGAAUUGUUAUUAGCGUCAUGCUGCAACAGUGCACGCACCUGGCAGCAGGUGCACGUUCGCGACGCAUAUCAGUGUCGAUCGACAUGUCCUGAGUGUACGGUGCGACGGAAUCCACGGCCGUUGGAAAAAUGCCGGCGACGCGACCACCGUGCGCUAGGCCGACUUGGUUGUUUCUGUCGUUGUUGCCGUACCGAGACGAGCCCGCGACUGUUACGCGCGUUGUGCCGCGACGAACGCUCGACGCGGCCAGGGACUCGUGAAGCCCGCGGUCAAGCGUGUCUUCGUCACGUACCGACUGGACGUUGCGAUCGCGCGUUCCGCGUACUGUGUGUGUACUGGUUUAGGUUAGGUGCACCGGCACAUAACCUUAAAACGCGAACGGUACGCCGUAAACCGGGGCUGCGCGUAUCGAGCCAGCCUCCGAGUUCUGAGAUCCGUGGAGACGAUCGAGACACGAGACACGAGACACGAGUCACGAGUCCGUGCAUUAUCGUCGAAGCUUCGUACUGGCUGUUUUGUGCACUGGAUGAUCGGUGGGAUGGAAUGAGCUGGGGGACGGCGGGACAAUGAAGGCCAAUGGGACAAACAAUGGCUGUAGCCGUCUGAAUACGCCAUUGGCAGCCACCACCACGCUGGAGGAUCCGGGUACACCAGCCUCCUGGAAGGGCCCGCCGCCCGGUUCGGAGGCAUCACCCUUUACGCCCAAUUCUGUCGGUCAGGGCGGUGGUCCCGGCUCGGGUCCCUACAAUAGCACAGGUGGUCCGCCCAGCAAUGCAGGCUUCCAAGGUCCGAGUCCGUUUCCCGGCAGCGCCGGCAGCCCAGCCGGAGCACCGCCGUAUCAGGGUCCGCCUCCCGGUUCGGCGACGCCACAGUACACGGCAUCCCCCGCGCCGAGCGGUUCCUCGACGCCUGGUCCUGGACCACCGCCCAAUUCCACCGGCUUCCCACCGCCCCCGAAUAGCUCAGGCCCGCCGUACAAUGGGCCCGGGCCCAGUCCGUUUGGAUCACCCUCCGGUGCGCCACCGCAAUUCGUCGGCCGACCUGGUUCCUCGGGACCACCGUUCGUACCACCAGGUGCCGGUAAUCCGCACUUUCCAUCCCAUGGCCAGCCGUUUGGUGGACCGCAGUACGGGAUACCACCCGGGAGUCCAUUCGGGCCUGGUGGACAUCCCAUGGCCGGACCUAUGGGUCCUGGACAUCCCGCAAUGAUCGGACCCGGCGGACCUGUCGACAGGCUAGAUCAAGGGUGAGUCGUUUACUCCGACUCCGAUUUGUACCGCUUGCUCAGAAUCUACGGAGCGAGUGAUGGUUCCAUCUCAAUAUUAUUUGGCAAUACGUUAUAGCGUAUAACAUUUGAGACAAAAAGGCUGCUUCUUUUUCUUUCAUUCAUGGAAUCAAUUCUCACGGAUAUUGGGAAAUAGCCGCACUCGUCUCUGCUUUGCAUGCGUAGUUUAUAGUCGGAUAAUCGAUGACCGACGCCAUGUCUACGGAUCGAAGAAGAAACUUAAAGUUUCCUAAGAACGAUAGCAAAUGCUGGACUAUCGCGAGCGCGAAGCGCCAGCAAUAAAUAUGAUGAACACUCGUAGUUUAUAACGUCCCAUUUUUAAUUAAUUCUUCUAAUUAUAUAGAAAACUUUGGAAAGAUUUUAUGCACCGAGAAAUAUGGAGCGCGAUUUGUAGAGAAAGUUGUGCGCACCGGUGGUUACGCUAAUGAUUAUAAAUCGCGGUGAAAGUUGCUAUUAUUCUGAUUUGCCGUAAUUUCGAGCGGGAGAAUAAGUACGGGAUGUUUAGGGAACACAAACGUUCAACUUUAUCUACAUUUUAACGUGGCGAAUCAACGAGAAUGCACAUUUUCCUGCGCUCGUUCGCGGUAUAUUUAUUAGAAAAAAACGUGUACCUCAUAAAUACACUGUAUCUAAAUCAUGUAAACUGUAAUCUAUGAUCAAAUUAGAAGCUGUUGAUCAUUUAACGGCAUAAUAUGGCACACUUUAAUACGAAAGUGAUAUUAUUACUGACGCAGCUCUCAAUAAUUAAUUUUUCAUAAGAAUUCGCUAUUUCGACCGUUUUUAUCCAUCUUUUACUGCACUGAGAAAAAUUUCCAUCGGAUAACCGAUUAAGUAGUGUUUCCGAUUGUUAAUUUUGUUUAAAUGAUUAAACCGAUUAAAUAAUGGAUAUAUCCAAUUACCUUCAUCGGAUAUGUUCGAUCAUCUUCUUUGUCUUGUCUUUGUCUUUAUUUGUGUCUUAGUACAAUUUAAUCAGAUAUAUCCGUUUGUUACGAUGUAAUUGAUUAUCCGAUUAAAUAUUUUUCUCAGUAUGGUAAUUUGAAACUCAUUUUAGCAAUAGGAUAAUUUGGUACGAUAAUUAUCAUAAUCAAUCUACUGCCAUGUCAAUCGUCUCGUACUCUUAAAAUCGCCGUGUUAUUUUUCGAUAAAUUUCAUGUCGCGGUCAGUUAUUGACGCGUCAGUUAGUGAUGCCAUCAUGAAGAUCGUAUUCAAAUUGUUCCUCGCGAUUAUUAUCGCUCGAAAGUGUCUCCCGCGCACUAUCGCGAGUGCUUCAUGUAAAGUAUUUUGAACUUUUACGGACGUUAGACAUCGCGCGCAAACAUUUUUUUUUAUUGCAAUUUUCGGCGAUUCGCUUCUAUGUACUCGGAAUCCUCUACGCAUGCUUCGCGUAUUCUUCUUGCUUGAAAGCAGCGGGUGUGUGGUCAUCGUCAGGUAUGUACGUUGCAAUUUGCUACUUUGAUAUUCUUCGCUAAUUCUAUUGAUAAUUUAUCAUUUCGUUUCUACCAUCAUUUGUACCAUUUAUUGAAAUAUUUCAAAUUUCUAUCGUAAUUAUCACAAAUACUACAAAGUUUAUACAUUCAAUCAACGUUGCCACGCCUUCGAAAUCGUCUUUCUCGAAGCGCGAUCGCUCAUCGGUCACGUGAUGCACGGCGUUAUGAUUCAAAUCAUUCUGCACAUUCUAAUCACGAUUAUUACCGUUUAAAAAAAGUUCUUAAGCGCAGAAACUUUACGUUUCCGUAUUCCGCAAAGUAUCGAACGUUUGUCGUAACGUGUUAGGUAUCGCACUCAAUUGCUGUCAUUGCGGUUUCGGCAUUGGCUAUCCGCUUUUAUGUGCCCAGAAUGUCCAUCGAAAUUCACUUUGCAUAGUUUACGUAAUUUUCUCGCCAAAGUACACCGAAAGUGCAACGGGCACAUGAUCAUGUACAGCAGUUCGUCCUGUAAUUAUUUGCGUCAAUUACGAUUUUCAUCAUUUCAUCGUUUCUAACAUCUGAUUUACUUAAAUUUCAUCUCCACAUUAUUUAUUGUAACUGCACACUGAUAGGUUUCGCUCGAAAGAUUAGGUCAGUUAUCGUUCUUCUUAUCGUCCGUCCGAACUGUGAGAUGAUCUCCAAACCCGUUGUCAGGUUUUCAAACAAUUUCCAAUUGAUUUUACUUGUUUUCCUCUCUGUCAUUUAAAAUUUUAUUAAUUGAUAAAAUUUGUAUAUAAUUAAGAAGGAGAAGAUUAAAGCAUGAAUGAAUUGCAUGUAAAACAAUUGCUCAACACGAUUCUGCACGAACUUUUAUCUUUAGAAACUCUAGAUCUGAACUGUGCUGUGCACGGCAUAUCAUUUUAACCGAAAA
Molecule: messenger RNA, 3687 nt
Organism: Ooceraea biroi (clonal raider ant)
Lineage: Eukaryota; Metazoa; Arthropoda; Insecta; Hymenoptera; Formicidae
Product: proline-rich protein 2
Source: RefSeq, a predicted model, not a curated record